AUGGGGUGUGCUUCAAGUUCACAAUCAACAAGUUCAACCAGAAACCUCAAUAUUGUAAAAUCGCCAUUAGAGCAACAGAAAAAAAAUGAUACUAAAGUGAAAAUUGUGCUAUUAGGUGAUAGUGGAGUCGGAAAAUCAAGUAUUGCACUCUACUUGUGCCAUGGACGCUUUUCUGAUAAGCACCAAGUGACAAUAGGAGCCGCUUUUCUACAUCACACAAUUGAACUUAAGAAUGGAACAACCAUGAAACUACAUAUUUGGGAUACGGGAGGACAGGAGCGGUUUCGAUCCAUGGCCCCCUUGUACUAUCGUGAUGCGUAUGGGGCAAUAGUCGUGUAUGACUCGAACAAUGUUGAAUCCUUUAAUUCGCUCAAAUACUGGAUUAAUGAAAUAAAGUCGAAUGGAUCACGAAAUUGCUGCAUUAUGGUUGUCGCAAACAAAAAGGAUCUUCCGCAAAAACUGAAUGCAGAGAUGGUAAUGAAAUUCUGUGAGAAGGAAAAUGUGUCCUUUAUCGAAUGUUCCGCGAAGACUGGAGAAAAUAUUAAUACCCUUUUUGAAAAAAUUGCAAGCCGCAUUUAUUUGAGGUUCAAGGAAGUGUUAUAUUACAGCGACCCAUAA
Molecule: messenger RNA, 618 nt
Organism: Plasmodium gonderi
Lineage: Eukaryota; Apicomplexa; Aconoidasida; Haemosporida; Plasmodiidae
Product: ras-related protein Rab-5B
Exons: 6
Coding region: 1-618 (205 amino acids)
Molecular function (GO): GTPase activity; GTP binding
Source: RefSeq, a predicted model, not a curated record